Messenger RNA from Didymosphaeria variabile, 5301 nucleotides. RefSeq lists its product as uncharacterized. Bases 1 to 5301 code for a protein of 1766 amino acids. NCBI's taxonomy places the organism in Eukaryota, Fungi, Ascomycota, Dothideomycetes, Pleosporales, Didymosphaeriaceae. Gene Ontology annotation, cellular component: myosin complex; cell periphery; cell septum. Gene Ontology annotation, molecular function: cytoskeletal motor activity; ATP binding; chitin synthase activity. The record is from RefSeq and is a predicted model, not a curated record. The transcript has 3 exons.
AUGAGUUUCGUCAACAACUCCCGCAUGUCUGUUUAUUCGACCACCUCCAACGCCGCAUCACGCCCCGGCAACACGUCGUCACAGGUGUCUACCACCACCCUCCUCAACAACUUGAACACAUGCUUCAGGACCAACCAGCCUUUCCAUCUCGAGGCGAGCACAAGCCUCGUGGUGAACACAUGGGUCAACGCCCGGAUGAACGUCGACGGCCGCAUUGGUGGUACAAUCGACCUGGAGCUCGGACGAAAGGCAUGGGAGCAUGCUCGUCGCCGUGCGGAAGACGGCUGUAUUGUUUUGGGAUCCCUUCACGAGUCUAGUCCCUCAACGCUUUCGCCCUUCGUCUCGGGAUUACCGCUGGCUGUACCCAUCAGCUUCUGGACCGCACUCGAAGUCGUUCGCGCUUUCACACAUUGCGUCACGCCUCACAACCCUUCGUUCCCCCGUCACUCUGCCCUCGCCACCAUUUUCACCAUCAAUCUGCAGGGUAACCUGGUAAAUGCUGAGAUUCGCCUGUCUACAAGUGGAAUCGACACCCAGAAUGGUCUGCUGAACAUCCCUUCCAAGCCUGGGUAUCGUGCCUUUGACGUUUUCUACUACCUGAACUCAAGCUCAGCCAGCCAUGCGGAGCGAGAGUUUCUUAAUCUGGCACACCCUUCAGAGUACAAGUUCCUGAACAGGUCUGGCACAUACGACCCACCUUCAUAUCUCCCAGAUGUUGACGAUGCCGCUGCCGCAGAGGAUCUUCGUCAGAAUCUCAAAGCCAUUGGUAUCAGAGGCCAGAAGCUGAACAACCUGAUCAGCUGCCUCGCUGGACUACUGAAACUCGGAAACACUAUUGGCUACGAUGUUGACCAGGAUAUGGUACGAGCCCUCUGUGAAGACUGCAGCUCUCUCCUCGACGUCGACCCGUCCUUGCUUGGGCACAAGCUCAGUGACAGUGACCGUGCGACAGCCAUAGGCGGCAUCUACGAGGCCAUUGUCGACUAUGUUGUCAUGCACGCCAACACUACUAUCCAGGAGGACGUGCGGAGCGGUAGAAUGGGCGCUGACAGCGAUGCUGGCCACAUGACACCCCCUUCUGAAGACGAGGAAGGCGACAUCGUCAACAUCACUGUCGUUGAAAUUCCCAGCCAGGCGCUCGGCAAGGCCAUCUCACUACGCACUGUUUUCGAUGAUACCGAGGGAAUCAACUCGGAAAUGAAGGAAGACGGUGUUCAAAUACCUCCUGCGGGAACUUCUGUGUUGGAAGGUAUGCACCAAGCCAUCCAUACUUGUGAGGUUGAACUUGGCGUGGAAGGUCCAGCUCUGCGUGAACAUCGAAUGGAUAUCGAAAGACGCGAGCGAGUUCUGGAGCAAAUUGCGUUGGAGAUUCCGGACGAGGACAACUUCGUUAAGAAGGUUUUGAUGCCCAUUAGCGGUCAGGGUAUUAUCCUCGGCAGCGCAGACGUCAACCGACUAGAUCUGGCUAAUGUUCUGGCGACCAGUAGAGUCUGGUUCCAACUUGCUCUGCACCCCACUGAUACCACUCCUGAGAAGCUUUCACAAGACGUUACCGCGAGCUGGUCAGCUGCGACUGUUUCAAGACAGCUACGAGACUGGAGGUUGCCAGAAUGGGCCAACCGCCGCAAUCGGUCAUCUGACUUCACUGCCGAUUUCGACCAUCACGAGUUCUACGAGCGUUAUCACGUCCUGGGUUGCAUGGACGGCAAGGAUGGCAUUCAAAGCUGGAUCCUACAACGCGGUUGGAGCAAUGGUGAGGUGGUUGUAGGGAGCCAACGCAUCUGGGUUCGCGAAGGCACGUGGUGGGAAGCCGAAAACCAACUAGACCUCAAAGCGCAGGACCUGACGGGCGCAACCAUGCUGGGAAGUAUGGUGGGUGCAGGUGGACUCGAGAGUGGCUAUUCGGCAAACAGUCCUGCCAUGGGAAGCGGCUUUUUCCCACCAUUGCGUGAGGUAAGCCCACAGGCGAGCGCAACGAACAUCUUGCCCACACAGAGCACUGCCACGUUGGGUACAAAGGGCGCAGCUUUCGACGCCAAAUCAAUUGCUCCCACCACCGCACCUACACUUCAAGGUCGUCCCGGAGACUACGGUCUCGGUGCAAAGGGAGACGAAGACAAGGGUGUUACCUAUUAUGACACCGAGACUGGCGGUAACAUGGUCAUUACAGAAACUGCCACGACCGCAACGAGAAAGAUUUGGGUCGCUUUUGUCUGGGCGAUGACUUUCUGGAUUCCUUCACCUCUCCUCAAGUUCGUUGGUCGUAUGAAGCGCCCCGAUGUGCGCAUGGCCUGGCGAGAGAAGCUUGUCCUCGUGAUGCUUAUUCUUCUGAUAAACGCCACCAUCAUCUUCUACAUCAUCGCUUUCGGAAAACUCCUUUGCCCGAAUAAGGACAAAGUCUGGAACCGCAAAGAGGUGGCCACGCACCAGGGAGAGAGUGAUUUCUACGUGAGCCACCAUGGUGUCGUCUACGAUCUGUCCGACUGGUGGAAGGUUCAACAUAGUGACUCCAGGACGAAGGUCACUACAGACAACAUGCAACCUUUGGGUGGUGCCGAUAUGGAUCCGUACAUCCGCCCUCCUCUAUACCUUGCUUGCCCCAACCUGGUCACCAAUUAUCUUAUCACUUUCCAGAAUAACGGCUCGCUUGAAAAUCCCGAAGCCGAGCACUCGUCGGGCAACCGCACAGUCCGGACCGACAGCGACGCUUUGAAACAGAAUGACUGGUACCCCAAUGUUUUCCUCCCCAAGAUCAAGGAAUUCCGGAAAGGUGACCUGGUAUGGGAUACAAAGACUAUUGAAGAUGAAGGGAGGAAUUUGGCACACUAUUGGUUCCGACUAGGCAAUAAGGUCUACGAUCUGAAGGACUAUUUCUACACGCAAGAGUUCAUGGACAACCUUGAAUCCUACAGCUGGUUGGAUCCAGACUUUGAGGAUCUGGUAAAACAAUAUGCUGGCCAGGAUCUCACCGAGCAGUUCCAGAACACCCUUAACAAAACCACCCGAGAGUACACCAUGCAGUGCUUGGAGAACGUCUUCUACGUUGGCAUCACCGAUUUCCGUAAUACACCCCGCUGCAAGGUCAACGACUACAUUCUUCUAGUCGUCACCAUCAUUCUUUGCGCCGUCAUUGUCAUCAAGUUCUUGGCUGCGCUACAGCUCGGUUCCAAACGACGACCUGCCAAUCAGGACAAGUUUGUCAUUUGCCAAGUUCCCGCAUAUACAGAAGGUGAAGACCAGCUCCGAAAGGGCUUAGACUCGCUCACUGCUCUGGCCUACGACAACAAGCGUAAGCUCAUCUGUGUUGUUUGCGACGGUAUGAUCGUUGGCGGUGGCAAUGACCGCCCUACGCCUAAGAUCGUCUUGGAUAUUCUCGGUGUUGAUCCUCGAGUGGAUCCUCCUGCACUUCCCUUCAAAUCGGUCGGCAUGGGUAGCGAGCAGCUCAAUUACGGAAAAGUCUACUCGGGUCUGUACGAAUUCGAAGGCAACGUCGUUCCCUACGUUGUCGUAGUCAAGAUGGGCAAGGAGACCGAGCAAACCAAGUCCAAGCCUGGUAACCGUGGAAAGCGUGACUCGCAGAUUCUGCUCAUGAGCUUCCUCAACCGUGUUCACCAUCGUGCUGCGAUGAACCCCCUCGAAUUGGAGAUGUUCCAUCAAAUCAACAACAUCAUUGGAGUGGAUCCUGAGCUGUAUGAAUACCUUCUCAUGGUUGAUGCCGAUACGAUGGUCAGGCCCGACUCUCUUACCCGACUAGUGGCAAGCUGCGCCAAUGAUUCCAAGAUUGCAGGUAUCUGUGGUGAGACGAGUCUGGAAAACGAAGACAAGUCUUGGUGGACUAUGAUUCAAGUCUAUGAGUACUACAUUUCUCACCACCUGUCCAAGGCCUUUGAGAGUUUGUUCGGCAGUGUCACCUGUUUACCCGGAUGCUUCAGCAUGUACCGACUCCGUACAGCCGAUAAGGGCAAACCGCUCAUCAUCUCUGACCAGGUCAUCAAGGAAUAUUCCGACUGCAUUGUGGACACCCUACACAAGAAGAACCUAUUGUCUCUGGGAGAAGAUCGUUUCCUCACAACCCUCAUGACAAAGCACUUCCCGACCAUGUCAUACAAAUUCGUCCCUGACGCCUACGCUUUUACGGCUGCUCCUGAGUCUUUCAGCAUUCUGCUGUCACAAAGACGUCGUUGGAUCAAUUCUACCAUUCACAAUCUGGCAGAACUGAUGCUGCUCAAGGAUAUGUGCGGUUUCUGCUGCUUCAGCAUGCGUUUCGUCGUGUUCAUUGAUCUCUUCGGUACUGUCAUCCUUCCAUCUAUCUGCGUCUACCUCGUGUACCUCGUCUACAUGAUCGCCUCGAAGACGGGCCAAUUCCCGAUGUUCUCGAUUAUCAUGCUUGCAGCAGUGUACGGUCUGCAAGCCGUCAUCUUUAUCAUCAAGCGACAGUGGCAGCACGUUGGAUGGAUGAUCAUCUAUAUUCUUGCUUUCCCUAUCUACUCUUUCGUUCUGCCGAUCUAUUCUUUCUGGAAGCAGGACGACUUCUCAUGGGGUAACACCCGUGUUGUUAUCGGCGAACAAGGCGGGAACAAGAAGGUUCUCACCACCGAUGACGAAGGCUUCGAUCCCAAGAGCAUUCCUCUCCAGCGAUGGGAUGACUACGCUCUCGCCAACGGUCUUCCUGGACGUCGUGGCUUGGCCGGACAAACCUCUGAAAAGGGUGGCUACAGUGCUUACGAAGACGAAGGAUACGAGAUGAACGACAUGCAGUCCGUAUACUCUUCUGUUAAGCCGGCAUCCACCAUUAUGUCCAACAUGCACCAUAUCUCGCACAUGCCUCCAAGCCAGUCACCCGGACCGUACCACGGCAUGCAGGCUCGCCAGUCGUCGUACUCGAACUUCUCUCGCUACCAGGACAACCCCCAGAACGGCCAGAACGGCCGUCUGAUGUCUAUGGGCGCGAUGAGCGAUCACUACGACCAGUCACCGUACAGCAGCCGACCCAAUAUGGGCGGCUUCCAGAGCUCCGACAACCUUAUGACUGCUACGCCGCCUGUUCGGGGACGCAGUCCUCUCGGAUACGCGCAGUCUCGCCCGGGCAGCACCGUGAACUUCCAGGGCAUGAUGAACGGUCCAAGCGACGCGACCAUCAUCGAAACCGUUCAGCACUGCCUAAGGGAAGCGGAUCUUGAUCGCGUCACGAAGAAGCAGCUCGUCGCGCUGGCUGAACAGCGCCUCCAAACACAACUCACAGGCGAGAGGCGAAUCUUCCUCAACCAGCAGAUCGACCUCGAGCUUGCGAACAUGGUUUAA